Sphaeramia orbicularis (orbiculate cardinalfish) is the source of this 1045-nucleotide messenger RNA. It is a transcript of the gene mibp, whose product is annotated as muscle-specific beta 1 integrin binding protein. The transcript has 8 exons. NCBI's taxonomy places the organism in Eukaryota, Metazoa, Chordata, Actinopteri, Kurtiformes, Apogonidae. The record is from RefSeq and is a predicted model, not a curated record. Bases 174 to 779 code for a protein of 201 amino acids.
GUCUCGCGCUCAACGUUGAUAGAGCAAUAGUUGGAAACGUAGAUGUUAGGAGUGAUUGAAAGAACAUUUAAAAGCGUUUUCGUUGUUGGACAUUGUUGUCUCGGCUUUUCUGAGAAACUUGUGUCUGUUGGUUUUGCUGUCGUUUUAUAGGACUGGCAAGAAGAGAAGACAAAAUGAAAUACAUUAUAGGAAUUGGCGGAGUAACUAAUGGUGGCAAAACCACUCUGACAAAUAAACUGAUCAAGACUUUACCCAACUGCUGUGUUGUGCACCAGGAUGACUUCUUCAAGAAACCUGAUCAGAUAGAAGUUGGGGAGGACGGCUUUAGACAAUGGGAUGUGAUCACUGCUCUGGAUACGGAGGCCAUGACCAACACUGUAAAAGGAUGGAUUGAGAACCCAGUGAAGUUUGCCCGUUCUCACGGUGUCACGCUGUCGCAGACCACUGACGUGACCAAUCCUGAUGAUCAGAUCCACAUCCUGAUCAUAGAGGGCUUUCUGCUGUACAACUACCGGCCCUUGUUGGAUGUUUUCAACAAGUGCUAUUACCUCACCAUUCCUUAUGAGGAGUGCAAGAGGAGAAGAAGUACAAGACAAUACACUGUCCCUGACCCUCCUGGUCUGUUCGAUGGCCAUGUGUGGCCUAUGUACUUGAGGCACAGGAAGCAGAUGGAGGACAGCGGCUUGAAUUUCGAGUACCUGGAUGGUCUGAAAUCCAAAGAAGACAUCUACAAUCAGGUGUAUGAGGACAUUCAGAACAAGCUGCUCAAUUGUUUAUAGCAGCAGGAAUACUCAUCUCCAUCACCUGUACAGAAGAUGUAAAUAGUCCCAAGGAUUUUUUUUUUUAAUUUUAUUUUUGUAAAUAUAACAAAACAAUGUUAACUUAUAGCUACCUUUUUAUUAUCUUUAGAUAAUCGGUGAUUUUUGUUUUACCUCAAAUUGAUUGGUAAGAUCAUUACUAUGUUACUGUUAAAAUGCUUUAUUGUACUGGACCAUUAUCUGCACAAUGCUUUCUUCUAAAAUUAAAUUGGAUGCCGUACACAAAG